AUGCAGUCUGCAGUUAAGCCAGUUAUUGGUCCUAGGAAAGAGGUCACUGACCUUACCGGCCGUGUUGCCAUUGUAUUAGGCGGAGCACUGGGUAUUGGCUAUGAGAUAUCCCGGGCCUUUGUUUUGAAUGGUGCCCGGGUUAUCAUGGUCAAUCGGAAAGAGGAGCAAGGUGACGAAGCAAUCAAAAAGAUCAAGAAAGAAGCCGGCGAUAACGCACAUGUCGAAUGGAUCCCGUGCGACAUGGGAGACUUGAAGCAGACCAAGGAGACAUUCACCAAGAUACGAUCGGAGGAAAAGCGACUUGAUUUGCUUGUUCUAUCCGCUGGUAUCAACGCAAACCAGUACGGCGAGACGAACGACGGGAUCGACCGACAUUUCCAAGUAAACUGGCUGGGCCAGUUUUACGUCUGCAAUCUGCUUUUCCCGCUGUUGCGCAGAACGUCCAGGUUACCUGACACACCUGCCCCUCGGAUCGUAUUCUUGUCAUCAGAGCAGCAUCGCACCGCUCAGAAAGCUGUUCACUUCGCCUCACUCGAUGAAAUCAAUAACCCCAAAAUGGGCCCUGUUGAGCUUUACGGUAGGUCCAAGCUUGCGAUCAUCCUGGGUGUCAAGUACGGGCUCUUGGAGCGUGUUAUCAAACCAAACAAGGAUAACAUCUACGCUCUUUCAGUACAUCCGGGUGCGGUCAAUACUGCCAUGCAGCAGCAAUGGAAGGAUGCCUACCCGGGAAUAACAGGAAAGCUUAUCACAUCAGCUAUGCUUGCCGUGGGUCGCGAUGUUGAACAAGGUUCCUUCAGUGCUUUGUAUGCCGCGACUAGCCCAGACAUUGAAGAGAGAGGAUGGAAUGGAUACUACCUAACCGACCCUGGUGAAAAGGGAAAGGAAUCUGCUCAAGCUUCUGAUCCUAAUCUGGGAGCUGCACUUUGGAACUUAAGUCAGCAAAUCAUUAAGGAGAAGCUUGGUGACGAUGCUGUCAUGGACUGGAGCGUAAUUGCUUAA
Molecule: messenger RNA, 999 nt
Organism: Penicillium mononematosum
Lineage: Eukaryota; Fungi; Ascomycota; Eurotiomycetes; Eurotiales; Aspergillaceae
Product: short chain dehydrogenase/reductase family protein
Exons: 4
Coding region: 1-999 (332 amino acids)
Source: RefSeq, a predicted model, not a curated record